UUCCGGUCUCGUCAAUCGCGCCCUCGCCAAACCCAGGCAGGGAGUCCUGCCUCACUGGUGGUUUUGCACGCCCCGAGAGCGACAUCCCCACGGAUAUUCACCGCCCACAAUGACGGAGAAGAAGUCCUUCGAGGCCACCGCGGCCACCGGCGCGGUGCGCCCGUUCGCCGAGAGCCAGCCGCCCGUCGAAGAUGCCACCGAGCUCAAGACGCACGACGUCUCGGUCGAGAAGGCCCCCACCGAGGUUGAGGAGGUCGAUGAGGAGGACCUGUACCGCCCGCUGGCCAUGGACCCCUCAAUUCCGCACGAGGAGAACCCGCUCACCUUCCGGGCCGUCUUCACCGGCUGUGUCUUGGGCUUGCUUGUUUGCGCCUCCAACCUCUACCUCGGUCUGAAGACGGGUUUCACAUUUAGCGCCAACAUGUUCGGCGCCAUCUUCGGUUACGGUGUUCUGAAGCUGCUCGAAAAGACGGGCGGCAAGCUCCCCAUCAUCGGCGGCAUGUUUGGUCCCCAGGAGAACUCGAUCGUUCAGGCCGCCGCCACCGGAGCCGGCGGCACUGGCGGCAUCUUCGUCGCUGCGAUUCCCGCCAUGUACCAGCUUGGUGUCAUGGACCCGGGUCAUUCCCCCAAGGAUGACAUCGGCAUCAUUUUCACCAUCACCCUCGUCACCUCCUUCAUUGGCCUCUUUUACGUCACGCCGCUACGCCGCUUCUUCAUUAUCCAGGUCGCGCGGGAGCUGAAGCUCAUGUUCCCGACCGCGACGGCCGUUGCCCUGACGAUCCGAUCCAUGCACGCCGGUGCCGCGGGCAGCAUUGACGCUCUCAAGAAGCUCAAGUGCCUCGCUGUCUGCUUCUUUGGUGCCCUUAUCCACCGCGUCUGUUCCUACUACGCGGUCGGCAUCCUUUACGACUGGCACGUCUUCACCUGGAUUCACAUCUGGAGCGGCUACAAGAGCUGGGCCAUGAAUAUCGAGUCCUGGGGCUGGUAUAUGGAGUGGACGCCCGCCUUCAUCGGCUCCGGCAUCCUGAUCGGCCUCAACCCCGCCAUCUCCAUGUUCAUCGGCUCUCUCACCGCCUGGGCCAUCAUCGGGCCCGCUCUGGUCCACUACGGCGAGUGCAUCGGUAUCGACCUGAGCGACGGCGAUCCCAAGUGGAACGGCUACUACACUUUCGCCAGCCUUAGCAACCUCGGCAAGCAGACGCCCUCCCCGCGUUACUGGCUCCUCUGGCCCGGCGUCAUGGUCAUGGUGUGCUGCUCCAUGGCCGAGCUGCUCGUUCAGUACAAGGCCAUCUGGGCAGGCGCCAAGUCGAUCUGGAACCAGACCUGUGCGGGCAUCAACAGCACGCUGGUUGCGCGCGGCAAGUCGAGCGCUUUCUUCGAGAAGCACGGCUCCGUCCAGGCCAAGAAUGAGGACAUUGUUGAGGAUCCCUUCCCGCCCAAGGAGCAGGUCAAGACGUGGAUGUGGGCCCUGGGCCUGCUCGUCGCCCUCGUCAUCGGCAUGAUCAUCUUCCACUUCCAGUGGGACACCCACCCGGGCCUGACCAUCCUUGCCAUCGUGCUCGCCUUCCUCUUCUCCUUCCUCGCCAUCCAGAUUGGUGCUGUGACGGACAAUACGCCGCUCACGGCCGCCUCCAAGGCGUCGCAGCUCAUCUUUGGCGGCGCCACCUCCAACAGCGGCUACACGAUCCAGCACGCCCAAAAGAUCAACCUCGUUGCUGGCGCUCUGGCCUCGGGCGGUGCCGACAUGGCCACCUCGCUGGUCAGCGACUUCCGUACCGGCUUCCUGAUCGGCACCUCCCCCAUCAAGCAGUGGAUCGCCCAGGCCAUUGGCGCCUUCUGCUCCGUCUGGCUCGGGCCGGGCCUCUUUGUGCUCUUCACGUCGGCCUACCCCUGCAUCUGGUCCCCUAACCAGGAGGACCGCGCCAAGUGCCCCUUCCUCGUCCCCUCCGUGUCGGCCUGGGCCGCCGUCGCGCAGGCCGUCACCGACCCCAACGUCGCCAUCCCACUCAAGAGCGGCAUCUUUGCCAUCGUCAUGGGCGUCGUCUCCAUCAUCCAGGUCGUGAUCCGCCACUUCUACCUGGUCGGCGACCGCGCCAAGUACCGCGCCUGGCUGCCCAACUGGGGUGCCAUCGCUCUGUCCUGGGUCGUCCCUGCCCCCGUGUUUGCCAACGCUGCACUGCUCGGUGCCAUCAUUGCCGCCCUCUGGAGGAAGUACAGCAUGAGGACCUGGGAUAUCUACGGCUAUGCCGUGGCUGCUGGUUUCAUUGCCGGCGAGGGUCUUGGCGGUGUCGUCGGUGCCAUCCUCACGCUUGCCAAUGUUGAUGGCAGCGUCAAGGGCACCAAUGUGGCCUGCCCGAUGAAUUCGUGCUAGUCAUGGGGCGGCGGUCUAGGCUGGUAUUGCCACCAGGGAGCAAGCCACGCCCCAUCUGGGGAGAGUUUUUUGUGUUCUUUUUUUAUUGGCCAUUUUUAGGCACGUUCAUGGAAGAUACCGCGAUACCAAUGAGAUAAGGCAUGAU
Messenger RNA from Thermothelomyces thermophilus ATCC 42464, 2516 nucleotides. RefSeq lists its product as uncharacterized. The record is from RefSeq and is a predicted model, not a curated record. NCBI's taxonomy places the organism in Eukaryota, Fungi, Ascomycota, Sordariomycetes, Sordariales, Chaetomiaceae. The coding region runs from base 110 to 2371 and encodes 753 amino acids. Gene Ontology annotation, molecular function: oligopeptide transmembrane transporter activity. Gene Ontology annotation, cellular component: fungal-type vacuole membrane. The transcript has 3 exons.